GCGAGUAGCAUUGGUAUUGUCACAAGCGAAUGGCAGCUCGCAGGUUCGUUGUUUAUCACGUUCGUCAGCUCAACGCAUGACGAAAUCGAACAUCCGUUGUGCUACAGUUACUACAACAGUGAAUAUGGAGGAACACAAACAACGGCUAGUGCAGCUGGAUGCCACGAAACGGGAAAUUGAGAACAAAAUUUCUGCUCAAAAGGCUAUCUUAGAUGCCAACAACAUAGGUAUGGACGAACCGCUGAUUGAUAGUCAGGGUUUUCCGCGAUCAGAUAUCGACGUUUAUAAGGUUCGCCAUGCAAGGCACAAUAUUAUUUGCCUUAUGAAUGACCACAAAGCCAUUAUGCGCGAAAUUGAGACCGCCUUGCACCGUUUUCAUGGGAGUGUACCCUCUGCAAGUGCAAAUCACGCCACGUCUUCAGUUGGACAUGGGCUAGCAGGUACCUCGGGAACAGAGAAGCCUUUUGCCGUCAUCACUGAUGUCGAAGAAGGAUCGCCCGCACAGCUAGCAGGAUUGCGGUCGGAUGACUUGAUCGUAAAGUUUGGAUCGGUUAACGGUGAAAACUUCAAGAACGUCAAUGACAUUGCCGCAGUUGUGCGCCAUAGCGUGGGCAAGCCGCUGAACAUUUCUGUGAAACGACGAAGUAACAUACUGCCAGUCGUACUUACACCGAAGCCGUGGGCUGGCAAAGGGAUGUUGGGCUUUAAAUUCAAUUCCCUUUGAGUGUCAUUAUCCGGUUGCUUUGAAUAGAAGCAACCUUCUUUUUCCUGGAAACAGGCAGGAAGGAUUUCCUCGAUUUUCCUCGUUGUACAGGAGUUCCGUAGCCGACUUACUGUUUGUUGCUGUGCACAGACAUGGUGCAGUGAAUCGCAGUGAAAAUUCAGCGGAAAGGGUGACAUGGUGGCAUGGACAUGUUCGCAGAAAGAAUGUACUGCAAGCAUUCUGAAAAUUGCAUUGAAGUUUGUUUCUGAGGGGUCUAGCCUUUAAGAUACUUGUGCCUUGUUUGUCUCUUUCUUUUCUCUCCUACGUGUUAUAGUUUGACGCAGAUUUUGCAACAAAAGUAGUGUCACAAGGAAUGAUUUAAGCAUAAAGAAGUGAAACUCUUCAAACGACUGAAGCAACAGGACUGCCUUUUUUUUUACUAUUUAUUAUCACACACGUUCGCGUGUCAGGCUCACGUCUUCAGAAGUCUAUGGAAAAUUCUUGUUCGCGUGCCACGCAGAAUAUCUUUGGGAGGCAGUUUCUGGCAUGUUUGCUUUUCUCUAGGGAGCAACACAGUUUUUGGAGGACUCAAAUGAGCCAUAGACUUUUAACGAAUUAAGAUUUCUCGGGUCCUUAAUACAUUAGCAUUGUACGAGGCCGAUAACAACUGUGCUUCUCUCUAUGCACACGGCUUUUAUAUCUGUACCAAAUUUGCUUCAUUUCCUAAAGCUCUAGCCAAGGAAUCUAAUAAAGUGAAAAAUUCAGCUUGA
Messenger RNA from Ornithodoros turicata, 1473 nucleotides. Its product is annotated as 26S proteasome non-ATPase regulatory subunit 9-like. The transcript has a single exon. Bases 77 to 724 code for a protein of 215 amino acids. NCBI's taxonomy places the organism in Eukaryota, Metazoa, Arthropoda, Arachnida, Ixodida, Argasidae. The record is from RefSeq and is a predicted model, not a curated record. Gene Ontology annotation, biological process: proteasome regulatory particle assembly. Gene Ontology annotation, molecular function: protein binding. Gene Ontology annotation, cellular component: nucleus; cytoplasm.